Molecule: messenger RNA, 2157 nt
Organism: Oreochromis niloticus (Nile tilapia)
Lineage: Eukaryota; Metazoa; Chordata; Actinopteri; Cichliformes; Cichlidae
Product: elastase-1
Exons: 6
Coding region: 114-1079 (321 amino acids)
Biological process (GO): proteolysis
Molecular function (GO): serine-type endopeptidase activity
Source: RefSeq, a predicted model, not a curated record
UCCAUGGAGGUGUGUUGUUUUUGCGUGUGUGUGUGUACCUGUUUAUGUACACCUGCAUGUGCUUGGUAUAAAAAGCGUGGGAUGCGUCCCGGCCGGUGAUUCUCUGGAAGACGAUGGCUGUACCAGGACCUCCUCUGCUUCUGCUGCUGUCUCUGUUGCUGCCGCUGCUGUUGAGCAAGGCAUCCCUGCCUGCAGCUGCAUACACACUCACUUCUGAACGACAGCCACAGCAUAAAAUCCUUCACCUGGACUGGCCUAAGGAUUGUGGUAUGGCCCACUUCAAGCCCAACAUGGCUGAAAGGAUUGUGUCUGGGAAUGAGGCCAGGCCUCACUCUUGGCCCUGGCAGGUUUCUUUGCAGGUUCGGCCUAGAGGAAGUAAACAGUUCAUUCAUGUCUGUGGAGGAACUCUCAUCCACAAGAACUGGGUCCUUACUGCUGCUCACUGCUUCCAAAAGGGUAAGGCUGAGGAUGCUGGGAGCUGGAGGAUUGUCCUGGGGAAGCACCAGCUGAAGCGUUCAGAGACAGCAGAGAGGAUUAUCCCGGUGAAGAGGAUCUACCGGCACGAGAACUUCCGCUAUCCCGCUCACAGCGAGCUGGACUACGACAUCGCCCUUGUUAAGUCUGCCACAGAUAUCCUCCCCUCAAACUUCAUCCGCUACGCCUGCCUGCCGCGCAAGCAGACCAGCCUCAAACCGGGACACUACUGCUGGGUGACCGGCUGGGGAGACACCCGGGGUGGGAAGGAGAACGUAUCUCUGGCAGAAGCCCUGAAUCAAGCCCGUCUACCAAUCAUUGAUUUCAAGACCUGCCGGCAGAAGAAAUUCUGGGGAGACCGCGUCCGAGACUCCAUGAUCUGCGCCGGGUUCAGAGACACUGAGGAUCCACCAGCUGCAUGCCAGGGUGACUCUGGCGGUCCUUUGCUGUGCCAGCUGGACCGGGACCGCUGGGAGGUGCACGGCGUGGUGAGUUUCGGCCCCAUCGGUUGCACUGUGGAGAACAAACCCAGCGUCUUCACCCGCACCGUCGCCUACAUCCCCUGGAUCGAGGCAACGCGCAUCAGGGACUUCUUCCUGCACUGAGCGCUCGCAGCAAACAUAAGCUCUGCCAUUAAAUGUCCGACGUCUACAGACAGUCUCACAGCCAGUUCCUUCCACUCCAUGAUGUUAAUACAUGUUCUGAAUGUGUUGUCAUCUUCUUACAGUAUAUACUUAUACUCUGGUGAAGCACUGCAUAGUACACACUGCUCACCACCUUUUACAUCCAAUCUCAUUUAUGCAAUAAAAUUGGUUAAAAGCAAAAUCUCUGAACACCUCCUUAGUUUUGUUUUCUUUAUUUUAUUUUAAUCUAUAAUACAGUGGGUUUGAUGGACACAUAUUAACAGCAUGCACUUCAAGGUACAGUUUACAGUGAUUUCUUCUUCCACAGUGGACCAGAAACCAAUAUGUUUCAAUAAAUAGAAGAGUAAACUAACCCCAAGGCUUCCCUCUGACUGCAGGUCUGAGCUGUUUUUCUAUUACAGAAGAGUCUUUCAGUCCAACAUGAAUCAGAACAUGAAUGUGUUGUUAUCCAAGGGCUAAACAACACGACAGAUGUUGGAGGUUAUCUUACAAAUUGACUCACUGAACCCAAAUAUCAUGGGUAUUUAAAAUCUAGCGUAAUAACAUGUGUUCCAUUAACAAUCAUCGCAAAAAGUAUAUUUUUAUACCGCAUCCUCACAGAGUGCUCUCAUUACUGAUCAGAUCAGUGACAGGAACACCUCAGAGAAUCAACAUAAAUGAAAGGAGAACUGUCACUGGACGGUCUACGUCUGGAUUUCCUUUUAAUUCAGUCCAAAACCUUUCCAAGACACAUCUCAUAGUUCCCAGAAUGCUCCUGGAAAACAGCUAUGAUGGGAAACCAGUGAACUGCGACCAAUUCGCACCAUGAAAAACCCCCAAAAAACUAAACAAAAAUGGAAAAAAAGAAAAAAAAAGAAAAAGCAUUUGACCAGAGUCUAAUGCCUUUUAGCGCUGUGGUUAAAGGCUGCGUCCUCAAAAUAUUUGGCCCUAAUGUUGAAGCAGCUGUGUGGGGGAGUUUAGUACAGCCUCGAUGAAGGAGAGCCGGUGAGAUGGUCCCAGUUGUUGUAGAGAGCGUAGGCACCAGACAAGGCUAAACCAA